AUUCUGAAUAUAAUCUUUUUAGUAAUUCCAAUUUUUUUUUAAAUUUUAAGCUCCUCCUUAAAAAAAUAACAUUAAUUUAGAGUGUUACGGAAAUUUUAUAAAUUAUAUCGGGUCUUGCCAUAGAAUACUUCGUCAUUUGGUGUACAUAUUGACAUUAAAAACAAAAAAUCAAUAUUUUUUGACAUAUUGGGUUUUGCCUUAGUACCACAGAUAUAUGGCUCUUGGCAAAACCUCCCGAUAUAAAUUGGUAACUUGGUGUGGUAAUGCAAUACCUCAUUUAUACAUCUCAAGUACGAUUCUACUCCUGUAUACGUCUGCCAGCAAACCACUUAGUUAUAAGAAGCACUACAUAAUUAGUAUUCUUGUGAAUUUCCCUCCCUAGGGUUCGCAUAGAGUAUUCACAUUCUGUAAUUUCGAUUGUGAACUUAUGUUUAGUGAAAUUGUUUUGUACUUUGUACUCGUAAAUUUGAGAUUCAUCAAAAAAAUGCUCGAAUCGAAGUUUCUGUAAAAGCGCGUAUUCACGGGUCGAUCUAAGUUGAACCACCUGGUUAUUCGACCAUGGUUCGAUCUGAGUUGAAAGCAAAAAGGUUUACACGAUAGGCGAUGUAUGUUGACCAAAAAUAAAAACGACACCACUUUGCUUUCGAUUCAAUGUUCGACACAAAUUGUUCGACUCAGAUCGACCCGUGAAAACGCGCCUUAAUAACGGCACACACCAGCUGGACGGCCGGACCCCAAAAUGUCAUGAUGCGGUGUUGCCUUUUUCUCUUCAUGGCUCGUUAGUUGAAGGUGGCUCUGCCAGAAUAUAUAUUAUAUAGGGUUGGCCAUAUUCGACGAAAAGAUGUGGCAACACUGUAACUUUUGUCAGAGGUGACAGAUCGAGUAAUGACGUAGCGCGUUUGAAGCAUCAGUCUAAGGAGAUUUUUGCAAUGGAGCAGUACACUCCACGCGAACGCUCUCAGAUUGUUGAAAUUUACAUUCAACAAAACAAGUCAAUUGUGAAAACUCAACGUACAUGGAGAAAAAUAAAUAAAGUGAAAAUUGCGCCUUCCGCGACUACAUUGUAUCGUUUGUAUGAAAGAUUUUCAUCAUGUGAGGCACUUACUAAUCCCAAGCAUCCAAAUAAAAAACGACCAAGGCGAAUCGGAUGAAAAUAUCGCACUCGUACGGACCAGUGUUCAUAGGUCUCCAACAACAUCUCAAACACGUCGAUCUGAGCAGUUGGGCAUAAAACGAACCACUUACGUCGCAUAUUGCGUCAUGAUUUGCAUUUGUUCCCAUACAAAAUUCAACUGACGCAAAACCUGUUACCUGCCAUUUCAUGUUAACCGGAGCCGUAAACAAACAAAAUUGUCGGUUCUAUGGUACUGAAAAUCCUCAAAUUAUUCGCGAGGUACCUCUUUGUGACUAAAAAGUGACUGAUUGGUGCGGUAUUUGUGCUGGUAUGGUCAUUGGGCCGUUGUUUUUCGAAGAUGAAGCUGGCAAAGCGGUUACCGUCAAUCGGGACCGUUAUCGCGAUAUGGUAACCGAUUUUUUAAUGCCAAUUGUUCGUGACGAUGGUAUGGAGCAUUUCUGGUUCCAACAAGAUGGCGCUCCACCACACACAGCUCGAGCUACUAUCGAUUUUUUGAUACGAUUGUUCCCUGAUGUCUGAUGUCGAAAAAUGGUGAUUUUGACUGGCCACCGCGUUCACCAGAUAUAACGACUCCAGCUUUUUUUUUGUGGGGCUACUUGAAAUCGAAGGUUUAUGUAAACAAGCCAAGGACCCUAGACGCACUCAUGGCAGUCAUUUAAGAGAUAUCGUUUUCAAAAAAUGAUGUUCACAAAACUCUUUGAACCGAAAUAAACGAUUUUUGAAAUGAACAGAAAAAAUGUGUUUUUUCCUAUCAUUAAAAAAAAAUCUUUUCGUCGAAUAUGGCCAACCCGUAUAUGGUUGGCUAUGCUUAGGUAGAAUAUUUCAAUCAAUUGGAUUUGAAAAAUCGAUAUUGGAAAAUAAUAUUCAAUAAACAAACAUGGAUGCUUUGUUGUUUGAUAAUAAAGAAGAGUCAAUGCAAUUGAUUGUCUAUAUUAUUUAUUUGAAUAAUAUCUAGUUUUUAUAACUUCAGCGUAUCGAACAAAUGAGGGCAAACCAUGGGUACUGCCUGUAGUGAGAACCGCAGAACAAGCAUUAGCCAAUGACGAAUCAUUGAACAAAGAGUACCUGCCUGUCCUUGGACUAGAAUCCUUCACCAUUGCAGCUACAAAAAUGCUGUUGGGCCCAAACAAUUCGGCCGUGAUUGACAAUAGGGCAUUUGGCAUCCAAUGUUUGUCUGGCACAGGGUCCUUAAGAGUAGGGGCCGAGUUCCUCAACAGAAUCCUAGGAAAAAAGAUUUUCUACUACUCCAAUCCUACAUGGGAAAAUCACAAGCUGGUCUUUAGAAACGCCGGAUUUGAAGAAGGUCGUGAAUAUAGAUAUUGGUGUCCUAAAACCCGUGGCUUGGACAUCCAUGGUAUGUUGGAAGACUUGAGAAAUGCUCCAGAAGGUUCAGUUAUUAUCUUACAUUCCUGCGCUCACAAUCCUACAGGAUGUGAUCCUACUCCAGAGCAAUGGGAUAAGAUUGGAGAAGUUAUGAAGGAACGUCGACUAUUCCCAUUCUUUGAUUCUGCCUAUCAAGGUUUUGCUUCGGGAGACUUGGAUAAAGAUGCCGCAGCUGUCAGAAGUUUUGCUGACAAAGGCUUUGAGCUGUUUUGUGCCCAGAGCUUCGCCAAAAACUUUGGAUUAUACAAUGAACGUGUUGGUAAUUUGACUGUGGUCUUGAACAAUCUGGAUUUGGUGCAAAAGGUCAAGUCGCAGUUGACACUUCUAAUAAGGGGGAUGUACUCUAAUCCUCCAAGUCAUGGUGCUAGGAUCAUUUCUUAUGUCCUUAACAACAAAGACUUGUAUAAUCAAUGGAGGGACAAUAUUCGAACAAUGUCGUCGAGGAUAAAAGAAAUGAGAAAAAUGCUAAGAGAUAACCUUGAGAGGUUAGGAACCCCUGGAGAUUGGCGCCACAUCACGCAGCAAAUUGGAAUGUUCUCUUACACUGGCUUAAAUGAGCUACAAUCUGAAAAUAUGGUGAAGAAACACCACGUGUACAUGUUGAAGUCUGGCCGAAUCAGCAUGUGCGGUGUAACCCCUUCAAAUGUGGAGUAUGUCGCGAAGGCGAUCCACGAAACCGUUACCUCAAUGCCCGACAAACUAUGAUAAUUGUUUUGGAGUUGAACGUGAGAGAAGUGGUUUCUCAUCCAUUAUCAAUCCAGUGACUCAUAAACACUUAUAAUUAUAACAAACGUUUUUCUGACGUUAUGAGAAUGUUCGAGUGCAACGGUUAGGUCUCUUUUGUCAUCCUUGGGAAGCGCCAGAACAACAUUUGAGCAUACUGACGUAUGUAACGUAAUGUAACGCGUUGGAACAAAACGUUCAGAAUACGUCGCAUGAACGUUACUUUGGAUAUGUAACAACUUUCGACGUGGCUUACGUGAUUCCAAAGUUGUUUGUGGCAUUUUUCUGAAGCGAUUUUGACCCAAAACACUGGAUAAAUAAUGAGAUGUCUACCUACACUAUCUCACAAGUAUGUAAAUAAAGACGUUAUGACGGCAUGUUACAUUUAUAAUAAAGUAUUAUUAUUGAUUGCUCGUUUUGUAAUUAAAAUGAACCACCUGUUUUCUCUAACGUUAGCAUUUUAUUAACAAAUAUGUAUACAUAUAUUUAUAUUGCAGAGGUUUAUAUAUUUUAGCAUGUUUGUACGAUUUUGUGAAAUAAAGUUAUGGUUAAAUACAAAA
This is a messenger RNA of Acanthoscelides obtectus, 3801 nucleotides long. NCBI's taxonomy places the organism in Eukaryota, Metazoa, Arthropoda, Insecta, Coleoptera, Chrysomelidae. The record is from the annotation of a GenBank genome assembly.